Messenger RNA from Schistocerca gregaria, 3904 nucleotides. Its product is annotated as longitudinals lacking protein-like. Gene Ontology annotation, cellular component: nucleus. The record is from RefSeq and is a predicted model, not a curated record. Gene Ontology annotation, biological process: regulation of transcription by RNA polymerase II. Gene Ontology annotation, molecular function: protein binding. The transcript is spliced from 4 exons. Bases 644 to 3064 code for a protein of 806 amino acids. NCBI's taxonomy places the organism in Eukaryota, Metazoa, Arthropoda, Insecta, Orthoptera, Acrididae.
AACUGCGCGGUUGACAGUAGGCCGGCGACGUCACUGUAGGCCGGGUGAGCCGCCGUUGCUGAAGUGGCAGGCCUUAUUCCGUUUCAUGUAGCAAGGUAAAUAUUUGUGUUUUUCCGAAUUGGCAGUGGUUUUACGUUAGUGAUUUACAGUUAUAGUGAACCAACAAGCAGUUUUAUCUCAGUGACGUGAGAGGAAGACUCUUCUGUUAGCGGUGUUCUUAUUCCUAAGGUGAAUGGUCAAUCUGCCAAACAUGAUGAAGGGUUCGUAAAUAUCAUUGCAUAAAAUUUCCGCCAUUUUGAAGAGUUGAUCAUACAAAUAGUGCAAAAGAUUAUUUUCCUUGGAAAAAAUAGUUUUCUUCAGCUUGGUGGCAUAUGCUGUCUCGAGAGAGGUGCCCGUGACUUACGCGUUAAAGAACUGCCUCGUCGGUCUCUGUACCGUGCGCAUCUUUAGGAACGCGGUGGCAUUUGUUGCACACAGAUGGAAGCAAUGUUCCUAAGUAGUUAUCCUUUUAAUUCAAGAGAUGCUGAGAUUUGUAUGAUGUGUAACUCGGUCUCCUCAGUCAGCUGUAUUUGCUGUGCGACGGACUCAUAACUGCCUACUAGCCUAGAAGUGCAGACUACUUCAAAGGGGCGAGAUAACAGACAUGGGAAGUGAGCAUUACUGCCUCAGGUGGAAUAAUCAUCAGAGCAACUUACUCGGUGUAUUCAGUCAGCUUCUUCAAGACGAGAGCCUUGUAGACGUUACCCUUGCCUGUGCUGAAGGACAUUCAAUACGUGCUCACAAAGUGGUCCUCUCAGCUUGUUCAUCUUAUUUUCAGACACUUUUUGUUGACCAUCCAAGCCGGCACCCAAUUGUUAUCCUUAAGGACGUACGGUUUGCAGAAUUAAGAACUCUAGUGGAAUUCAUGUACAAGGGUGAAGUGAACGUAGAGUACUGUCAGCUGUCAGCUCUAUUGAAAACAGCGGAAAGUCUCAAAGUGAAAGGUCUCGCAGAGAUGACAAACUUAAAUUCGGGAAGAGAUGAACAUAGUGAAGUGCCUAACGCAAAGCAUUCGAGCAACGCCAGUGGAGCUGACGUUCCUCCCUCUUCGGAUUCUGCUGCCAAGAGGCUCAGUGAUGGAGGUGCAAGAACGCCGCUUCCAGCCGAAAGUGUUUCCCCGCCUGUUCGUGUUGAGAGACAGCAGUUUGGUGACAAAGAUAAUUCCGGUUGUGAUGAAAACGAAAGUUGUGACGAAGGAGCGAGGCGAGCAGAUACACCUGAAGUUGAUGACCUAUCCAUUCGUGGCAGUUGUGCUGGGCCGAGUGAUAUGACAGUGGGUAGCAGUGCAGUGUCAUCUCAUCCACCUACAGCAGCCGCAGUUACUGCGACGUCUUCGACAGCUGUUUGCAGGCUACCAUCUCCCCACAGUAGUGAACCAAUCCCUGGGCCUUCAUGUAUGCUACCAGUUCAGCAAGUACCCUUGUCUUUAAAGAAGGAAGUAGAUUGGGAUCGAAGUGUUGCUGAUGAUAAGAGUACCACAGGAGAAAGUUCCUCUGACUAUAGACAUCCGCAAGAUUUGGAUCUUUCUCCCUUAGAUGCGAGAUAUGGAUCUCCUUGUGUGAUAACAGGGUCACGGCAACUGGGAUCUGAUAUUCAGAUAAGUAACCACACCAGAUCCUCUACACCCUUCCAGUUCCCAUUUUCUCCAUUUGCUGCUGGCUUUCCAAGUAGUUUUGGUGCUGGCUUCCCUGAUAUGGGCAUAGAUGCUUUAAGUCGGCAAAACUGCUCAAUACUGAAUCUCCUCCACCAACAGAGCUUGCUCGCUUCACCAGUAUCAGAAGAUGGUGGACGAUCCCCAUUUGGAACAGUUGGCUCUGGUAUUUUCAGAUGCUCAGUCUGUUUGGCUUCCUUCCCUUCAUCUUGGCUCCUGGAACAACAUUCUGAUUUGCAGCACUCUGUACCAUCUCAAGCUGAAGAUACAGAAAGUGAAGAGAAACCUUUCAAAUGUGAUCAGUGUGGACAGAGCUACAGAUAUCGAUCCGCUUAUUUGAAGCAUAGAGAACAAAACCAUAGAGCUCGCUUACCGGCAGACAAGCUCUUCACUUGUGAUGUCUGUGGAAUGCAGUUUCGAUACUUGAAGUCUUUCAAGAAACAUCGUCUUAACCAUGCUCUGGAAAAGUUACACUCUAAGUCUCCAUCAGAAUUUGACAUAUUUACACGCUCUAUCAGAAAUAACGGAAUGCUUGGGGAUCUUCUUGGAGAGAGAGCACUUCGAAAUAGCAGUGUACCUGAAUCUGCGACAGAUUACAGUGGGAAGAUAUUUCCAUUCAUGCAUAAAGGAAAUGAAUCAAACAGUGACAGUACUUUGAAUACAACUGUGACAUCGUCAGAUAAGGAUAUGGAAAAAUCUGCUGCAACACCUACUGCAAGUGCUCCAACCCCAGAAAGCAGCAGUGAACAAGUUUCAAGCUCAAAUGAGGCUGUUGUUCGAAACAUGUCUGAAGAAAAACCGGUCUUGAAUCCCAGUUAUGAGCGCAUACCUAGUGGAUCAUUAUCUAAACUGGGGGGUCAAAACUUGUACAGAUUUCCCCUCAGUGAUUAUUAUUAUGGUGGUAGUGCCAGCACAACAGAAGGAAGCUCAGUAGAAGAAAAGAAAGUGUUUAAAACAGAAAAGACAUCUGAGGCAGAACAAGAUGAAACAAUAGAUUCUAUGACAUUUGCACUGUCUAUGACAUCCAGUGGAAGUAAUACUUUCCGUUCAGCACACGAAGCUUCACUUAUCAAUUUACUUCGUAUGGAUGCUGCUGAAAGACAACGAGAACGUAGGUUUGCUUGCCCAUUUUGUGGCAAGUGUGUACGAUCAAAGGAAAACCUGAAGUUGCAUGUCCGGAAACAUACUGGAGAGCGGCCAUUUGUGUGUCUAUUUUGUGGACGGGCAUUUGGGGGAAAGAGUGAUUUAACUCGUCACCUUCGCAUACACACAGGUGAACGCCCCUACCAUUGUGAAAUGUGCGGCAAAUGCUUUGCGAGAGCUGACUAUUUAUCUAAGCAUCUGACCACACAUAUACAUAACUCCCAGCGAUGAAUAUAUGUAUUUCAAAGUGUUUUGUGCAGAUUUUACAAUAUUUAUUUAUUUUAAGUACAUAUGUACUGGUUCUGUAUGAAAUGCAUGCAUUUCUUCAUAUAGUUUUUUUCACUGUAUUGUACUGUAUUAAUUUUCUCAGCAUAUUUCUGUUAUUUUGAUCUCUCUUGAAUUUAUUUUUAUACUUCUUAAUUCACAGUUAAAUGUGGGGAAAGUGUUAGAGAUAAAUAGCAUAUUCGUAGAAGUGUGUUAAGUAACAUAAGCAUAAAAAACUUCAACUGCCAAAAUUAAUAAUAAUACAUUUUAAUUGUACAACUAUCAUAAAUUGUGGGAAUAAUAAGUAACAAAAUACUUUUCCAGAAUGUGCCCAAAUACUUUUCUGGGCUGAUUAUUUUGUUACUGCAGUAAGUAUAUCAUUUCAUGUUGGAAAAUUUUGCCAUUUUGUUGCAGUAUACUGCAACAGCUGCCAUUCUAGAAGCAAUACUCAAGUGUUUUGAUGUCAUACAUGUUACUGUGAUGUAAUUUUACCAAUAAUGUCAAUGUAAUUUUCUCUACAGAAUGAUUUUAACUCUAGCGUGUUUAAUACAAUGUAAAAAGAUGUGUAGAUUUAUUGUAAUAUAUACUCUUUUUGUCAGGAGGCCGUUAACCAAAUCUAUAAGAUUAAAUUCACUGAAUGCUGCAAUGAAUUCUACUUAGUGGGUGUCAUAGUGUUUAUCAUGCAAACAUUGAAAUGGGUCCUUGUGGUGCAAUACAGAUGUUAACAAUAACAAUAGAUGUUGUACUUGAAACAGUAUUGUAGUUAUCCAUUCUUUAAAUUAAAAAGAAGAAAAGGUCUCUGCUUUA